Molecule: messenger RNA, 13135 nt
Organism: Diatraea saccharalis (sugarcane borer)
Lineage: Eukaryota; Metazoa; Arthropoda; Insecta; Lepidoptera; Crambidae
Source: the annotation of a GenBank genome assembly
AUGCUUAAAGAGGGUUCGAGAAUCGAUCGACUUUUUCUCGGCAAAUAUAUUCCAUUACGUGAAAGAAAUUUACUGAAAAAAUUAACAAGAACCAGAGCAGUUUACAACGACAUCAACUGUCAGCUUGCAGCUGAAAGUGAAACUUCUGUAGAUGCAUCCUACUUUGCACCAAGACAGCAAGCACAACCACGCUGUAUAACAUUAGAUGGCGAAACUAGUAAUGCUAUUUUCGAACUAGUUGAACUUUUAAAAAACAAUAGAGAUUGCCGAUUGAGCAAUAGUUGUAAUUGUUGUAGUUGCAAUGCUAUUCAUGAAAAUGAGUAUUCAUCAAAUAAACGGCGGCAGAGGCACACAUAUGGCGAGUACACAAGAUCAAUGGGCCAAUGCGGCGUUUGCUUUAAAGACAGACCUACUAAAUCAGAACCUUAUGUGCACGGUUCUAAAAAAAGGGGUGAAAUGAUAAAAAAAUAUUCGAGAAAUAUUAUUAGAAGAUUAAGAUCGGAGCGGGAAAGCUUAGAGCAGUCAACUGCUUUUCUUAUAGACGAUAAUAACAAAACUUACAAAAAUGAAAAACACCCUAAACAUAAUAUUCAACAGCAUAAAGAAUCUCAAUUACAACUAAAGCAGAAGAAAGGUAAGCGAGAAUCAAAAACUAAAGAGGUUAAAACAGAACACAAAAAAGCUAAAAUAAGCGGCGAAAUGAUAAGACAAAUUUCAAGAAAUGUGGUUGGAAGAUUACGACCGCAGCAGCAAAAUUUGGAACAACUGCCUAAUUUACAUAUAGAUAACAAAAAUAGAACAUCUAAAAAAGAAAAACACUCUAAAAACUACAAAGGGUCUAAAUCGCAACUAACUCAGAGUAAAGAAAAAAAGGAAUUAAAAGCGAAUGAGCCUAAAAAAGACCAUAAAAAAACAGAAGCUUCUAAAAUUAAUAAAAGCGCCAAGAAAUCCGGCACUAAAACAUUGCAUGCUGUUGCCAAAAAAUCGACUGACAAAAGACAACAAGCAUAUCGGUCGCAUGAUUUAAAUGAAACUUCAUUUUUUAUAAGGAAAGAUUCUGUUACAAAGUAUAAGGAUGAACUUGAAAGAAGAAGACGAGAGUAUAUCGAUAAAAUUGUAAAUAAAUAUAAACCCUGCAAAUCUACUUCAUCAGGUUCUUGCUACCCAGGAGAAUGCGACCCAAACGAAUGCUGUAGAAUAUUAGAAAAUAGACGCCGUAAGCGACGCAGAAAAGGAAAACGUGGAGGGUAUGAUUAUAAUUCAAAACAAACUAGUGAGAUGGUCGAGACUCAUUCGUCACGAAAAUCCGAACUAGAAACAAUAUUCAAAACUCAAAAACCUGGUGAUGUGAUUCGAAUAUUGGAAAACAUAGGUGAUGAACCCGACAUUAAACAUACUAAAAGGACUUUGGAAUUAAAAAAUCAAAAAAGAAAAGGACUCAAUAUCAAGCGUAGACGUAAAAACAAAGUUGAGUCUGAAACAGUUUCAAUUGGUUCUUCUAUCGAUAGCAUACACAAAAAUAAUAAAAUAGAAAAAGUGAUUGAAAAACAUCGGACUUCUCAAACGGAAUUGGGAAAAAAUGUGAAUCUUAAUAAGGCAAGAAAAAUCCACAUCAAAACUUCUUCUAAGAAACUUAAAACUUCUGCUCAAUCUAAAAAUCACAUUCAACUGAUUAAACCAAUUUCUUGUGAAUGCAUCAUGAACAAUAAAAAAGCUGCUGUAACAAGUGCAAAACAAACUAACAAAGAAAAAAUAAAAUCAUUAAAUGUUGACAUUAAAGCGGAACAUCAUCAAAAGACUUCCAAAAAUAUAAGACGUAUUCACUCAUCAAUUAGUCAUCUAAUAGAACAGUCCAACCAUAAGUUAAUGAAACAUAGAUUGCGUAAGUGUUUUUGUAAAUUAAGACUAGCUAAUCGAUCUAGAAACGAAGAUAGUUUUUUACCAUAUGAAUUCGACUCCGAAUUCUGUGAUCCAAAUAUGUGUUUAGAAUUAAACAACCGACUACGGAUGCGAAAGCCCCGUCGACAUAGUAAACGUUCUAGCUCAGAAUAUCGUAGAACUAAAUCAACAUCUAGUUUUACCCAAACGACCAACACAAAUAAACUCAAAAAAAUACAAUCGAGUCCAAUCAGAAAAAAGAAAAUAAGAACACCUAGAAAAGCUGCUUCAACAUCCAGCGACAUAGUUCAUAAAAUUAUAAAGGUUGAUAAAGAAGAAGUAAACGAUGGGAAUAAAAUAGAGUCUGAUGCAGCUGUGAUGGGUGUUGAACAGAUAAAAAAAACAAAGAAAAAUCGAGUAGUAAAAGACAUAGGUAAAAGUACAAAUCCAAAGCAAUUACAAAAAAUACAUCCCAAUACCGCCUCAAAGAAAAUUCAAACUUCCUUUCAAUCAAAAAUAUUGCCCGACAUAAUUCCAAAUAAAAAGAAAAUCAACAAACACGUUGAUUCUAUAAAUGUCAAAACCACUCAAAGACCAAACAAAAGAAAAACCUCUGAAAAACCAUCAUCACAAGAUAAAACCGAAGAAAUUGAAAAACCUCAAUCUAAAAUACACAUUCCUUAUAUUCAAUCAAUAUCUUGUGAAUGUAUCUCUAACAAUGACGAAACUGGUGUAUUAGGAACUCCAAAAGAACAAGAAAUUAAAACCAAAACAGGCUCGAAAAAAAUUAACAUUUCAUAUCAGUCCAAAAUAUUACCUGAAGUUAUUCAAGAUAAAAAUAAUAUCAACAAAUAUGUGGAUUCUAAAAGUGUUAAAACCACUCAAAGAAUAAAUAAACAAAAAAACUUAGAGAAACCAUCCUCACAAGAUAAAAUCAACGAAACUGAAAAACCUCAAUCUAAAAGGCAAAUUCCCCGUAUUCCAUCAACGUCUUGUGAAUGUGUCAAUAACAAUGAAGAAACCGUUAAAUUAGGUACUCCAAAAGAAUCACAAAAAAAUCCUGUCAAAACAAGUUCUAAAAAAAUUCAAACAUCCUUUCAGUCCAAAAUAUUGCCUGACAUGAUACCAGAUAAAAAUAAAAUCAAUAUAAAUGUGGAAUCUAAAAGUUUUAAAACCACCCAAAAACUAAGUAAACGAAACAACUUAGAGAAACUAUCUUCACAAGAUAAAAUCAAAGAAAUUGAAAAACCUCAAUCUAAAAGUCACAUUUCCCAUUUUCAAUCAGCGUCUUGUGAAUGUCUCAAUCACAACGAAGAAACGGUUGUAUUAGGUAUUCAAAAAGAAUCACAAAAAAAUCCUAUCAAAACAGGUUCUAAAAAAAUGCAAACUUCCGUUCAAUCCAAAAUAUUGUCUGACAUGAUUCCAGAUAAAAAUAAAAUCAACAUACAGGUGGAUUCGAAAACUUUUAGAACCACCCAAAAACAGAGUAAACGAAAAAAUUUGGAAAAACCAUCCUCGCAAGAUAAAAUUAAAGAAACUGAAAAACCUUCCAUAAAAUCAACCAGCCAACAACAUAAAAUAAAAGAAAUUGAAAAACCUCAAUUUAAAAGUCACAUUUCCCGUAUUCCAUCAGUGUCUUGUGAAUGUCUCUAUAACAACGAAGAAGCUGCUGUAUUAGGUACUCCAAAUGAAUCACAAAAAAUUACUACUAAAACAGGCUCUAAGAAAAUGCAAACUUCCUAUCAGUCCAAAAUAUUACCUGAAAUAAUUCCAGAUAGAAAUAAUAUCAAUAAACAUGUGGGUUCAAAACAUGAUAAAAUUAUUCGAAGACUAACUAAUAAAAUUAACUUGGAGAAAUCAUCUUCACAAGACAAAAUCAAAGGAAUUGAAAAAACUUCAUCCAAAAGUCACAUUCCCCAUAUUCAAUCAAAGUCUUGUGAAUGUAUCACUAACAAUGAAGAGACUGCUGUAUUAGGUACUUCAAAAGAACCACACAAAAAUCAUGUCAGAAAAAUCCCUAAGAAAAUUCAAUCCUCCCACCAAUCUAAAAUAUUGUCUGGUUUAGUUCCAGACAAAAAUAAUACCCAUAUACGUGUGGAUUCUAAAAGCUUUAAAACUACCCAAAAAUUGAGUAAACGAAAAAACUUGAAAAAAAUAUCCUCGCAAGAUAAAUUUAAAGAAACUGAAAAACCGCAAUCUCAAAAACAAAUAUCCCGUAUUCCAUCAAUGUCAAAAACAGAACAUAAUCAGGAGACCCACAAAAGUUUACGCCUCAGACGGUCAUAUAGCAGUAUCAUGACUGGAAAAGCGAAACAUAAGAUAAAAAAACACAGAUUACGAAGGUGCUUUUGUACAUUAAAGUUAUUUAAUAGAUCCAGAGACGAUUAUUUACAAUUACCAUAUGAAUGCAAUCAAGGAGUCUGUAAUUCAGACCUACGUAUGAAAGGUCACAAUAAACGUCCAAGCGUUGAUCAUCGCCAAAUUAAAUCGACAUCUAAUAUUACUCAAACAACGAAAUCAAAUAAGCCCACUAAAUUACACUCGAGAUUGUAUCCUACAAGAAAAAAUAAAUUAAUAAAACCAAGACAGAUUACUUCAACAACUAGCAGCCCAGUUCAACAAACUAUAAUAAAUUCUACGGAAAAUUUGAAAUCUGAUUCGUUUGGCACAUUCAAAAAAGCGAACCAAGGAAACAGUCAAAGUAUUGUAAAGCAACUCAAAAAAUCUACAUCAAAUAUUAUUAAAAGGAAAACUAAGGGAUCUUUAAUUGUUCCGGGACUUAAAAAACAUGUUGAUAGUAGAAAACAUGGCCUUAGUUAUACGCAGCAUAAUGUUCCUAUGAAAACUCUUAGCAAGCAGAAUCAAAUAACUGUGACAAGUAAGAAAAAACAAACAAUAACAGAUCGUUCAAAAUUAAAAUCAGUUUCAAGUUUUACUCAAAAAUCACCGCUGCCAUUGCCGCCACCAUUGCCACCGCCAAGACCCAAAAGAGUACCAGCUAAGUCAUUUUUUUUGAAACAACCAAAAAGAGGUUUCUCGUCAAGAUCCAUGAAACAAGGGAACAAAAGAAAGAGUUUGCCACCAAUAGUGCAUUUGAAAAUUCCACGUCAGACCGUUCGGUAUGGUUCUAGUAUAAGUUUUAAUAUAGAAUUCACUAAAUACACUACAAAUAAAAGACAAGGAAGCUUUCUCGAAGACAGAAAUAUAAAAACGGGACAGACGAAAAUCUAUACAGUUAGUAAGGUGACAAGAAACAAAUACAAACAGCCUAAUAACACACAAAUACAAAAUCACAGUGUGCGAAAAGUGGGAAAAAAAUUGAAAGACGCUAGCGCCUUACAUCUUAGCCCUUAUUCUCGAUCAAGCAUAGAAAAUAUACCAAGUAGUCUCUUAAAUAAGAAAAUCAGAUCUGAUCAAAAAUACUCAAGGAACUGUGAUAUAAACUGGGACAAUUUAAAUAAUUUUCUAUCACCAUUAGUAUAUAAUCUUCAGACAGAAAUAAAACGGAAACCUUUUUUCCAAAACUACUUUAAUUCCCUGAAGGUAAAAGAUAACGACAUUGUUAAGAUUAUAAACAGUGUUACAAAAGCGAAGUGCUCUGAUUUAGAAAAUCAAGAUUUAAAAGACCCUUAUGAAAAUAGUUGUUAUAAUUUUAUCGAAAUCAAAAGAUGCGUAUGUAAUAUUUGCAUUCCAUGUGGUAGUAUGAUAGCAUCUAGCACUGAAUUUGAAAAUAUAGUACAUUUUCCCGAAGAACUGGAAAUAAAAUCAACGGCAUAUAAUGCGAAAAGAUUAAGUGAAAUUUAUAAUCUGUCCUCCAAGGCUAUCGAAAUCGAAACAAAAAAAGGAACUAUAAAGAUUAGUGAAGAUAAGUCAACGGCUGGUUAUAAAACUAAGGACCACAGAAAAAGUAGCGCAGUAAUGAUGCAACGACUAAAUGUCUCUGGCACGAGCCGAACCAGUUCUCGUAAUUCUUUUUUUGUCAGAAGUGACUUAGAUAAUUCUUCUGCAAAAACAACUAGAGGACAAGAUACCAAUACCCGUUGCAUUAGUCUAAAUAAGUAUAUACACUACAAAAAAUCACGAGAAAGAAAUGUACUUGAUAAAUUAGUUAGAACCAGGGCUGUUGACGAUAUAAGGAAUGAAAUAUUUUCAAAAAGUAGUGUUCAAUGUAAAGCUUUACAAUGUAAAAGAAAAUUGCAAGAUUCGGAAGUAUCAAGUAGCACUGAGAAGGAUAAUGCAGUUUUAGAACUUAUAGAUUUAAUAGAUAGAGGACCUCUAUUAAAACAAAAAAAUAAACGAUCAUAUUGCUCUUGCUCUAGCUGUAGUGCUUUACAAGCACACCAUGGCCCAGUCGGACCACGGCGACUAAAACGUGUAAACAAUUAUCCGUGUUACAGAAAAAAUGCGUCUUCAGUAUCUAGCACUUUUUCUGGAAAACAUGUAUGUAAAUGUAAAAAGAAAAGCCUGCACCUCAAAGCCAAAUCAAUAAAAUCUGACCCAGGCACAUGCACUUCUGAAAUAAAUGAAAAACAACCUGAGCUUCAAAAACUGAUAUUAGAACAACCACCAAUUUUCACAGACAAGAAGAGUAUAAAGAAGAAUCCUAAAAAGAAAACAACUGUAAAAAAAUCUAAAAAUUGCCUAAUGCAACUCAAUGGUGAAAAAAGAAGAAAUGUCAAUAAACCGAAAAUACCAAUCAGAGAAAAUAUAAUAGAUUUUCAACAAGAAAUCGGUCAACAUCUACAACAAACUUGUGAUCCAUUGCAACAAUAUAAUUUUCAACGACUUAACCAAAAGAACAUCAACUUAAAAUUUAUGAAGCCAGUCUCAAACCUAAUUGCUCCAUCCAAUGACCUAUUGAUUCAUAAUCCUGAUGGAAUUGGCUCUGAAAUAGACAGUAGAAGUAAUUGGCGAAAAUUAAGCUCUGUAUUCUGUUUGUCUUUGAAAUCUGAUUCUGAUAUUUAUUCUAGAUGCAUUCUGUCUCGAGCUGUCAAGACGUCAAGGAAAUUAGAAACAUCUACUUCGCAGAAUAUUCCUAUUUCUAAACACGGUGAACUAUUUUCGUUAAAUCAAGUAGUUCACAUUGGCCCUCAAGCUAUUAAUUUUAUUGAUAAAAAUAAAGAAAAUACCAUAAGCAUUCCAGAAAAGUUUACACGGACGAGAGUAAAAAAUACGACAAAAGGAGAUAAAAAUAACAAUAAUCAACUAGAAAUUAAUUCUUGCACUGAAAAUUGUAAACAAAACAAGAUGAGUAAACAUAGUUUGCAAAAAUGUUUCUGUAGAACAAAGUUAUCCAAUGGAAAUAAAAAGAAAACUAGUCAGUUGCGAUAUUACCCAAAACUAAAGCAUUCCAAAUCAAAGCAGAACAAAACAAUAAAUGAAAAUAAUGAGAUUUUAUCAACAAAUUGUAAACCAAAAGUUUGUAAUGAUAAUCAUCAUGAAAAUUUUAUAAAAAUAAAUUGUCGCGACAUGACUUCAUUAUCUUCAGAAAUAGACCAAAAUUUUACGCGAACAAUUUUGAAUGUAGGAUUAAAUAAAGGUCUACAAAAGGAAAUUAAUAGUCAUUUAACAGAAACAUCUAACAAUAUCUUUGCAUCUUUUGAUAAAAACCAUUCAUGUUAUCCAGAUAAAAAAAAAGAGUCGACAACCAUGACACCCUCACAAAAAAUUUAUACACAUUCGAUUAACAAACAGAAGAAAAUCAAUACUAAAUUAAUAUCACAAAGCAACCAUACUUUGAACGAAUAUAUAUCAAAAAUAUAUUUUCCAUCCCCGAGAGCGUGUCCGCUUGACUCCAAGUCAAAAAUGACUGCAGAGUUUUUAAAUGUGCAUAAUGAUGUUAUUAGAAAACAUCAAAAGGGUUUUCAGCACAGGGUUAAUUUAAAACCAUUGAUAAAAGAAGCAAACAAAACAUAUGAUUGGGAGAUCUUACCGCAGAAAGAUUCACAAAUAAAAAAGCUGCUAAAUUAUGCACCAACCGUGACGUCAUCUUUUGUUAAGCGCUACUUCAACAGUAAACAAGAACAAAAUUUUGAUAGUAGUCAUAAAAUGAAAUCACAACUAAAACCUAUAAAGGGAUUGCAAAGAUAUUUAAGUAUGCUGAGAAAAAAAAGCAAAAGCAAUAACUUGUCGGUUGUAAAAACUUCUCCUAAAAUGGGAAAUAACCAACACAAUAUUAAAUUGAAAUUGAAUACUCGAUAUCGAAAUCCUCAUUAUCAUGCCGAAUCUCAAUCAAGUGCCUUUUUAAUAAGUCAACAAAAUUUAUUUGAAUACGAGAAGUUGAUAAAAUUACGUGGUGUACAGCACGGCAAUGAGACCUUGGUUAAACCGAAAGCUGAAAAAAUACAAUCAUUGAAAUUGUUUGAUGUUUUGAAACCAUCACGUUUGAAAUCACAGAACAGUGAAGUGAAACGAAGAUAUAAUAAAAUUGGAUACAAAAGCAAGAAAAAUAACUUUUUAACUCGUCAAACAUAUCCAAAUCAAUUUACCAAGCGGAUCGUAAGAUCGUCAAAUAAAUCACAAUUAUAUAAAAAAAAUAAUAAUUUCAUCGCUAAUACUUGUCACGCAGAAGCAAAUAUCGCACAUAGUACUAAAACAAACUACAAUAAGUUAUGUGAAACUAUCAUAAAAAAACCAGCAUUAAAAUCAAAAAACAAUUUAAGCCAUUCUUUAAAAAGUGCCUCAAGGGUAAAUAGAUCUUUAUAUGAAGACACCAUAUACACGGUCUUGCCAGUUCUGUUGCCAUAUGAGUGUGAACCUGGAAUAUGUGUGCCUGGUCAGUGUGAUCCUCUCGAGUGUUAUGAGAGAAUAAAAAAAAGGCAAAUCGGUAAGUCAGCAGGAACUGAUAGACCGAUUCGUUACACAACCGGUAGUUCAGCCUCAGGUCCUAUAUACAAAGCAACCAAAAGUCAAGCGGUAACUGAAUUUCCACCCAGAAAAAGUCGAGGCAUUACACGGACUAGACGAGAUACGACUAUUCAUGAGCCCAGAAAAGUUCCCGAGCCCAGGAUAGUUCACGAGCCCAGGAGAGUUCACGAGCCAAAGAGAGUCCAUGAGCCCAAAAGAGUUGGGUACGCAAGAGAUGAUUCUCACUCUUUGGUAAAGGUAGGAUCUUCGAUUAGUUUUAAUAUUGAAUUUUACAAAAGUACUGGUGGAUCGCCCAAUAUACCGUACGAAGAACCUAUAGUAUAUGAAGAAUACAAACCAAAAGUCAAAGUAUGUAGUACUGAUUGCAGACCUAGUAGACAACAUAGGAAAAUAAGCAUGCCUAAAACACCUUACCGACAUUAUAGAACGCAAACGGGGGUGACAGAUACAAAGGGCACAGUUGUAAGACGAUUAAAAAAAAGCCUGGCAACAGUAGCAUUACAGAAAAAUGAACAACUAAGUAAAUGUUGCGAUAUAUGUUUUGAAGAAAAAUUACCUAUCAGGAAAGAAAUUGCUAUUUCUAAAGAUGAAACUUUACCGUUACACAAAGAAAUUGCUGUAUCUACUCGACGACAUAUUCCAUUUGACGAAGGAAUAAGAGUCCGUCAAAUUAAAGAUAUAGGAACAAAGCCGGUAGGUCCUAUAUAUAUGUGUGCAUCAAAUAUGGCUUGCAUGGAACCAGAGUACAGAAGCAAAGGUGUCGAACCAAUUACGUAUGCACCUCGAAAGGAAAUUGCUGUUGAAACAAUGAGACCUCCGAUACGCCGUAGUUUUUUACCAAAAGGAUUAGUUCGCUUUGGUUCUAAUGUUUCUUUCAAUGUUGAAUUUUACAAAGAAAAAUUUGGAGAUACUGAGGCCUGUGUGCCUAAAUGUGUAGAGGGAAAAGGCGUGUCUGCGGUUCAACCUAUUAAAUAUGUACACAAGCCACCAGUAGUAAGAAAAGCUGUAGCUACUAUUGAGCCUGUUAAAAGAAAUGCUACAAUAAGAGCUUUGCCGCAAGUUCAGAGUCGUCAUACAUAUGCUAAAAGUGUUGCCGGUUACAGCCAACAUUGUCAAGCCGAAUGCACUGCCACAACAGGAAUAGGAACUGGAACUACGAUGGGAACAUUUCUAAAAAGAUGCUUCUGUACUAUUAACUUUCCCAAAAAAUGGAAGAUGAGUCAAACACCUGAGCAUACCGUAAUAGAAUCUAGACCAAGUUAUAAUAAUAAAUAUGUUCCCACCAAGACAUGCGACUUAAAUACCUGUGAGACCACAGAUACCAAACGAAAUAUAGUACCAAGAGAAUCUUAUAAAAAUGCUAAAUCUUAUUGUCCUUGCCCGUAUAAAAGGAAUGAAGACAAAACUUCAUAUCCGGAUGACAAAUUGACGGCAAUGCCUGAAGACAAGAUAAAAGGAGAGGGUGCCAAAAAAGGUAAGAAAGAAAAGGGUUCACGUACACAAGAAAAAGACAAAGAUAAUGAAGAGGUAAGGGGUAAAGAAGCACACAAAGUAAAGGCAACAAAUAAUAAGAAAAAAAUAAAGGGUAAAGAUAAAGAAGCAGUUAAAGAUAAGCAAGUGGGAACGGAUAAAAAAGUGGGCAAAGACAAAGCAACAAGCAAUAGGAAAAAAUCAAAGGGCAAAAAUAAAGAAAUAGGCAAAAAUAUCGAAGAUGACAUAAAAGAAAAAAAUACCAAAUCUAAAAUAGAAAAAGGCAAAAAUAAAAAAAUAAAAUUAAGGGAAAAUGACUACAACAUACAAGAAAAUCAGUAUAUAAUAAGUCCAUGUAAAGGAAUUUGUCAAAAUAAAGAUCUGAUUGAAGGUAAAGAAGCGAGCAAAGGAAAACAAAUAAGCAAAGGUAAAGAAGCAAGCAAAGGUAUGGAAGAUAACAAAGGCCAAGGUACAAUCUUUUGUUUUUGUAGAAAAGGAAAGGCUAAAGAUAAAUACGCUGGCAAAGAUAUAGAUACUAUCGAAGAUGUAGAAGUAGGCAGAUGUGAAGAAAGUUGUAAAGGCAAAAUUAAACGUAAAAAAGAAAAAGUCAAAGGUAGAGAUGCUGGCAAAGAUAAAGACACUGGCAAAGACACAGAUACUGACGAAGAUGACACUGGCAAAGAUAAAGAUACUAGCAAAAAAAGAAAAGGGAAAGAUAAAGGUAAAGGUGAUGGCAAAGACACUGGCGAAGAUAUAGAUACUGGCGAAGAUACAGAUACUGGCGAAGACACAGAUAAUGGUGAAGAUACAGAUACUGGCGAAAAUAUAAACACUGACAAAGGUAAAGAAGCUCGCAAAGGUAGAAAUGGAAAAGUUAAAAGUAAAGGCGCUAGCAUAGAUAGAAAUGGAAAAGUUAAAAGUAAAGGCGCUAGUAUAGAUAGAAAUGGAAAAGUUAAAAGUAAAGGCGCUAGCAAAGAUAAAGAAACAAGCAAAGGCAAAAACAAAGGCAAAACAGGCAAUGGUAAAACUACGGGCUCGAGGGCUGGCAAAAAGGCUAAGAUAAAGAAAAGCAAAGCCUGCACUUGUGGGAGUAAAGUAUGUCGUAAAGAAUUUAAGAGAUUAUCUCAGGUGAAAGCUCACAAGAAAAAGCCACCGUGUCCUUGUAAAACUUCUAUUUGUGCCCACGAGUCUAGUAUCAGAAGAAUACCAGGCCACAUUUGCCGAUGUGAAAUGUCCGCUGCAGAGCUAAAACGAAAAGAGCAACGAGAGCAAAAAAUGAGAGAACAAGAAGCUAUAUGUGAAGCUAAAAGACGCAAGGCGGAAAAACAAUCUGAAGAUAAACGUAUAGAGAGUAAACAAAAGAAAGCUGCAAGAAAGAAAGCAGGUAAAAAAUUAGAUAAGGCGCAGGCAAAACAAUUCAAAAAAAAGGGUGAUGCUGUGCUAGUGGCGGAAUCAAUAUUAGAUAUCGUUAAAUCGACUGCUGGUGUUGGUACCAGUGCUGUGAAAGGUACUCUGGACGCUAUAUUUAAUCCAAAAUGUACAUAUUACUCAAUAAGACGUGCAUUUAGAAGCCCUGAUAAAACUGUUACUGGGCUUCAAGGUGCUUUAGGUAGGAGUGAAUUCGCAUCAGCCACGAGACGAAUAAAAAAUAGAGUAACUGCGAUGGAAUCCGUACAAAGCCUCAAAGAGAAAAUAGAGAGUAGUAUGUUAAUGGAUUUAGUAGAUCCAAGUCUGAAAAAGAAACGUUUGAGAAAGAAAAAACCGCGUAAACGAGAACCUCAUGAUUUUGAGUGUAGUCUUUACAUGUCAUCAUUGAGGAAAAGACCAUGUUUGCUUAUUUAUUAUACCUGCCCCUGGUUCUACCCGAAAUUUAUCAGUUUGCUCAACGCGUGGCGUCAAUGUGUGGACAUUUUCCUAUUUUUAUUGGCAGUGGGAGUCUGGAGUCCAUUUAUCGUGGCGAUGGAAACAUGUAGAGCGUUGAUGUGCUGCUUUUUCUGUACCGGUUAAAAGAAAUGAAAGAAAUUAUAAGGAUAGUAUAAAUGAAGAAAUUGAACUAAUUGUGGUUUACAAAACAUAAGUAAAAAAUUGAUAAACGUUUUACUCUUUGUACAGCUGUAGUUUUCUUUAUAUACGUUACUGACUAACAUAUAUGUAUGUAUUAUACGUAUAAACAUUCUUCUUGAAUUACCCUGUAUACACGGCUGCAUAUCAGGUUAUCACAAUGUUUCGAUUUUCCUCAAUUGACCUACAACGCUUUAAAGUUUAAAAUCAAGUGGAAAAAUUUGACAGCUAUUUAUACUGUACAUACAUUGGUGAAAACUGCAAUAAAAUCCUUUGUAUAUUUCAAAAGAUUUCAGCGCAUAGCGGAAAGCAACUUCAUUUUAUACGAUGUUUAGAUAACUACCGGUGCAUUAAAUUCAUAAAACAAAAUAAUAGCAGUGUACAUAGUACAUAAUUUUCUUUAAUCUAAUACUAGACUGUAACUCAAUGCGUUUCAGAAUGUGUUGAAAGCUUGCACCAGGAGUAUCGAGGCAAAAAAAAAUAUUUUUAUCAAUGAAUUAUUAUAAUGACAACAUUUAGCUAAGAUUUGUUAUUCAACAAUAAAUAAUUUAUACGUUUCUUAGUUUUUUAAAAAUUAAUUGACGACCCUGUACGUUAGAAUUUCGGUCCUUAAAAUACUUUAUCAGUCGUCAUCCUCAACAACUUCGAAAAAUGCAGUUUUAAAAAUCUUUAGAUGAUUUUAGUUUAUAUCAAAACCUAGUUUUUUAUAUAUUAUUUAUACAGUUAAGAUAACAUAUAUUAGUCGUAAAAUCGAUCCAAAAAACCUAUUUAGAGUCAUGUGUGAAUUUUUUUUCUAUCGAGUCAAUUAUAAAAUCUGUUUUUAGCAAACAUUCGAUCAUACGAGUAUGUUAAAGUCUCA